Messenger RNA from Centropristis striata (black sea bass), 3255 nucleotides. RefSeq names its product CD151 antigen-like. The record is from RefSeq and is a predicted model, not a curated record. Bases 139 to 900 code for a protein of 253 amino acids. The transcript is spliced from 8 exons. Lineage: Eukaryota; Metazoa; Chordata; Actinopteri; Perciformes; Serranidae. Gene Ontology annotation, cellular component: membrane.
UCUCCUCCACAUUAACUCGGGCUGUCGGUGAGGCCUUUGUCCGGUCAAAGUGGCAUGAAAACAGACGACAUAUAGGAAUAUUUCUUUUCUUACACAUUUCAUCGCUUUUCAUCGACAGAAGAUCAAAGAUUCGGCAGCAUGGGGGCCUAUGAAGAGAAAAAGGAGACGUGUGGAACUAUCUGCCUGAAAUACCUCCUGUUUACUUUCAACUUUCUCUUUUGGUUGGCAGGGGGUGUUGUGAUGGCGGUGGGUGUUUGGACCUUGGUGGAGAAGAGCGACUACAUCAGCCUUCUCUCCUCCAAGACCUACGCUGCCUCCGCCUACAUACUGGUCCUGGCCGGAGCCAUCGUCAUGGUAACAGGCGUGCUGGGCUGCUGUGCCACCUUCAAGGAGCAGAGGAGGCUACUGCGAGUGUACUUUGUCCUGCUGCUGUGUAUCUUCCUGUUGGAGAUCCUGGCUGGCGUCCUGGCUUAUAUCUACUACCAGCAGCUGAAUGAGGAGCUGAAGGAGAACCUGAGAGAUACCAUGACCCAGAAGUAUCAACAGAGCAGCCACGAGCACAUCACCAGGGCCGUGGACAAGCUGCAGCAGGAGUUCAAGUGCUGUGGCAGCAACAGUUCAUCCGACUGGGCUGAGAGCGUCUGGAUUCGCUCCAGAGACGCAAACAGCAGGAUGGUACCUGACAGCUGCUGUAAGACUCCCACUGAGCUCUGCGGCCGCAGGGACCACCCAUCCAACAUCUACAAGGUGGAGGGUGGUUGCAUCACCAAGCUGGAGAAAUUCAUUUUGGACCAUCUGAAGAUCAUCGGAGCGGUGGGUGUUGGGAUUGCUUGUGUACAGGUCAUAGGGAUGGUGUUUACAUGCUGCCUAUAUCGAAGUCUAAAGGCAGAGCCAUACUAAGAGCAGCAGAAGAAGAGAAGUGUGUGGGUAAAGGAGGUACCGUCAUCACCACAUGCCAUACUCAAAUAGCCCAUAGGUUCUUUUCUUUGCCUUGCACAUAGGGGAAGGGAAAUUUGGCAAGGGAUCAAAUUGCACAUCUGAGGAUCUCAUUUUGCAAAACAAAGGGUGGAAAAACACUACAAGGUUUCUUGAAGUAAUUAGGCACUCAAAUUGCAGUCUCAGCUACAUCUUCAAGAUCACAGCGCUGUGAGAAAAAGCCUCAGAGAGAAACUGAUGGGAAUUUUUAACCCAGAUUGUGUAAAUUAGCGCAGGACAGCCUCCACGGGACUCAAAACAUUGUAGUUUUCUUCCACCCCGAUUCCCUCGAUGUACGUUUGUUUGUGGACCAGGUGCUUCACCCUAGAGUGCUGUAAAGAUCAGCGAAGUAAAACUGGCACUUCUGCAGGAAAUGUUAAUCCUGGUCGCAGCAGCUUUCCUUCCCCAGCAGCGUGGUUUAACGAGCCCACCUCUGGGGCCCUCUUCAACUGCAACAGCAUUUUGUUUCCACGAUAAGUAGCUGGUCAUGCAUUUUAAAUAUUUGUUCGAUAGUGGCUUUUUAAACUUUUGAACUGUUAGUUUUUAUACUUUGUAAAUGAUUAUUUUCUGUAACACUUGAGGUGCUUUCUUAUGAGCUAUUAUGUUUUGCCUAAUGUGUCUUCACAGUGAUGUGUCAGUGUCUUGAUCAUGUUUUUAAUCACCUCUGCCUCCUUAAUGACCUGCUGAGAAACACACAUUAUCUGUCAGAGUGAAGGGACACAAAUUAGUGCCUUCUUGAACAGCAGAACGCCAGCAUUUUAACCCUCUGAUGUCUCAUUUCCGCUGCAAAGUUUGGCUCUACUCGAUUCCUUUUUAGCACCAGGUCCUUUUCUAUAUUUCAUUUUCCACUGCGGAUAUUAUCCCCUCAAUGUAGGCAGGAUUCUCAGCUGAUCAGCAUAGCGACACCUCAUGAAACUACCAUUACAUCAUCUUCAGCGUGACUCUUGCUGAAUCCUUUCAUCAGCAACCAAACAGAGACGCGUCUGCACUUCGUCAUUUGUAGAGGGGCUCACUAAUUAAUCCAUUAAAUCUUCUUCAAUUAAACCCUUGUAACAAUGGUUGACAUUUUAAAGGUGGUUGUGUGCUGAGUAUUUCAUGAUUGGAUGCCAGUCAGCUAAUGGAAACUACAGGAAGUUUACUACUCCUCUCCCACGAAAUAGUCCUGUACUUAUGCCUCAAGACUCGUCAUUUUUGGUACCAGGUCCUUUUCUCCAUUUUAUUUUCCGUCAUUACAGGCAGGAUUCUCAGCUGAACGCCAUAGUGAUGCUGCAUGAAAAUGUUUUGACAUCAUCUUCUACGCAAAACUUCUGAAUCAUUGCCAAUUGAUUUCAUUGCCAACCAAACAGAGAAUUGAUGGCUGACAUUUUUUUUAAAAUCUGGGUUUAGUAAAUCACAAAUUACCCUGCUAUCGAUGGUUUAAUUAUGUCGGGUUUGUGCAGAAUGUCUUGUGUCAACCCAGUCACCAGAAAACUUUAUGGACAUUUACGUCCAAAUUAAAAAUAUAUUGAAAUGCUUUUUCUUUUUCUUUUGUCAGUUAACAAAGCAAUAUAAUACUUAAAGCUACAUAGGUGCCAUCCACAGAAGUUAUGUUUUACUUUUCCCUAUCCUUAACCAAGUUAUUUUGGUACCUAACCUUGACCAAAAUGUGUUCACAUGUUUGUGUGUGUUUAAAGCAGCUGUCAUCUUAUGUUACGAUGAGAACGUGUUGCAGUGGUUCAGAAACGUAUAUAUUUGUAGUAAAAAAAAAAAUCAACGAUUCUUUGGUUUCAAGAAUGACCAAAAACAGUACCAGAUAUUAUUCAGAACCAAACCAAAAAGAGCGAGUCGACUUUUGUGCUCUGCAGUGGAAAUGCGACACAUGGUGUAAAGUGUGAUGUUAAUAAAGCAAUUAUGUUAAUGACACAUAAAAGCAGUGCCACUAAUAUUGCUCAUAGAAAAGUGCCUCAUGUUUGCUUCUUUUUUUUAUACAAGGGAUUUAUCCACUGAUGCCAAAGUUGUCAAGUGUAACUUUGUGUACGGACCUACUGUAUCUCUUCCAGCCUUAUUCACAUAUCUACUGACGCCUCUCUUUUCAUAAAUGAAGAUUUUGUUUACUUUUCUAUAGACCAUGAAUAUAUUAUUGUAUUUAACAGACACACUGGUAUGAAAUGAUAGUCUCUCUCUGCUGGCCAUGAUCUUCUCCCGUGUGCCUGAAAGACGACACUAAAUUAAUCUGCUGUAUUUCUGUCUUUGUGAUAAUCCUGGAGUUAUUUUAGUUUGAAUAAACAUUGAUCAACAAUA